AUGAGUGUCAAGAAGCUUUUGACAAAAUCAAAGAAUAUUUGUCAAAUCUGCUGGUGUUGGUUCCGCCUGAGCCUGGAAGACCUUUGUUCUGCACUAGCUACCUUAGCUGCAAUGCUGCCGUAUCCGGGAAACGUCCAUAUUGACUUGUUGGAGAUUCAAAUCCGAGAAAGACAUGGUUAUUGCAACACGGUUGAAGUAGAACCAAAUGACCAGCCAUGGUAUCAUGAUAUUAAAAGGUUCUUGAAAACAAAGGAAUACCCUGAGCAGGCCAAUGGAGACCAAAAGAGAACCAUUAGAAGGCUUGCCAGCAGUUUCUUCUUAAGCGGAGAAGUGUUGUAUAAGAGAACUCCAGAUCUGAAUCUUUUAAGGCGUGUGGAUGCCAAAGAAGCUGAAAAGAUCAUGAAUGAAGUGCAUUCAGGAGUAUGCGGGCCCCACAUGAACGGAUAUGUCCUGGCAAAGAAAAUCCUACGGGCAGAUUUGGGCCAUCCAGAGCCAGAUAUUCGUGGAAGGGGCGUUCUUACGGAUUUAUUGAGCUUGACUCGAG
Nicotiana tabacum (common tobacco) is the source of this 544-nucleotide messenger RNA. RefSeq lists its product as uncharacterized. NCBI's taxonomy places the organism in Eukaryota, Viridiplantae, Streptophyta, Magnoliopsida, Solanales, Solanaceae. The record is from RefSeq and is a predicted model, not a curated record.